Molecule: messenger RNA, 1429 nt
Organism: Sesamum indicum (sesame)
Lineage: Eukaryota; Viridiplantae; Streptophyta; Magnoliopsida; Lamiales; Pedaliaceae
Product: RING-H2 finger protein ATL79
Biological process (GO): protein ubiquitination
Molecular function (GO): transferase activity
Source: RefSeq, a predicted model, not a curated record
UUAUAUAACAGCAGCCACCUAUCUUGUUACUAAUAAAUUUAAUUUGCAUACGUCUCUCUUUGUUAUUACUUGAUACACCCCAUUCCUCCUCUCCACCUCCCUUUUAUCAGCACUCUCUUCUCUCUUCACUCAGACCCAUCCUCAACUCUCUUCCUGCAGAAGAUUUCAUCAAAUAGAGUGAAAAUUUUCUAAAUAUUCCCCCUCCUUUUAGUUAGCAUUUUCUUCUGCUUCACUCAAAGCAACUAUUCUUGCAGAAAUUCAAGCACAGACUGAGUUUUAUUUCAGGACAUCAGCUUCAUCCUCCCUCUGAUAGCAUUAUCUUCUGCUUCAGUCAAACCAAUUGCACAAAUUUUCUUUGUAGAAAUUCAGUCACUUUUGUUGCCUUGCCUCAUCUUUUCUACUUCAAUUAAGCCUCCCCUCUUGUGGAAUUCAACCAAUUAAGCUAAAUCAUUUCCAGAAAAUCCUCCUCUUACUGUUUAGCAGUCUCUUCUAAAUUGUACUUUUUCUGGGAAAUUCAAUCAAAAAGCUCUGUCAAUUGUUUACUGAAGAAAAGCCAAAAAAAGUGUAAGAAAUUCAGGUGCCAAAUAAGGAAAAAAAAUCAACAAAAUGAGAAAAGUACCUUCUUUGGGAACAGAAGCAGCAGUGGCAAUGGCCGAAUUCAACAUUCACUUGUCGCCACCGAUUACCACUUCAACUCUGGCAGCGCCACCCCACUGGCCUCCGGCAGCGCCAGGGAACUGCGACGCCCAGAAAUGUCCCUGGUGGCCUUACUCCAGCUCUAAAGAUUUCAAAACAAACACGGCCUUAAUCCUCGUCGUCCUCUUCUGCGCAUUAAUCUGCGGCCUGGCGUUCAACGCCGCCAUUCGCUACAUCAUAAGCCUGCAUUGUAGCCGGCGGCGGCAGCGAGAGGCUUCGGACGAGAAAGCGGACACCGGAGGCGCCGCAGCGGAGCAGGCAGCGGAAAUUCCUUCCGUGAUUUACUCCGAGGGGAUGAAGCUGACGGGGGCAGACACGGAGUGCAUAAUCUGUUUAUCGGAGUUCGCCAUUGGGGAGAAAAUCAGGGUUUUGGAGAAGUGCAACCAUGGCUUCCACCUCCAUUGCAUUCAACGAUGGUUAGUUUCCCAUUCCUCUUGUCCGACUUGCAGAACAAAUUGUUCAACUGAAUCCAGCUCUUCACCUCCAUGAAAAUCAAAUGAUACCAAAAAUGGGGCAAAUUCUGUUCAAAUGCCAACUCCAUCACAUCAAAUAUGCAAUCAAAAUCAAACUGCGUCUGAACAGAAUUUUCCGAUUAUGACAAAUUUUGGUGUGAAAAAUCCUCUUCCUUCCUUUUUUCUUUUUAAUGCUAUAGGGUGGUUGUAGUUGUACUCUACUGGUUUGAUUAUGAUUGCUCUUUUCUUUAUGUUGAGGAAAUAUAAUUUACAUUGUUGCA